Molecule: messenger RNA, 942 nt
Organism: Coregonus clupeaformis (lake whitefish)
Lineage: Eukaryota; Metazoa; Chordata; Actinopteri; Salmoniformes; Salmonidae
Product: E3 ubiquitin/ISG15 ligase TRIM25-like
Exons: 2
Coding region: 193-942 (249 amino acids)
Molecular function (GO): zinc ion binding
Source: RefSeq, a predicted model, not a curated record
CUACCCAACACUCUGUCACACUUCCUUAUCAAAGAAACCACACCCCCUCUACAUACAGAGUACACAGUCAAGUAGGAAGCCCCUCCCUGUCCUCUGGUGUAGAGUUCCAUGAAACACAAAGUCAUCUUUGACACUGAACAGAAAGUAAUCUUUGACACUGCCAUUGCUUAACCUACGGGAGAGAGCACCAAAAUGGCAGAGAAUCAGGAACUGUUCUGUUGCUCCGUCUGUCUGGAUCCACUGAAGGAUCCGGUGACUACUGCCUGUGGACACAGCUACUGUAUGGGCUAUAUUAAAGAAAGCUGGGAUCAGGAUGUUCUGAAAGUGGUCUACAGCUGUCCACAGUGCAGACAGACCUUCACUCCAAGGCCUAAUCUGAGGAAAAAUAACAUGUUGGCUGAAGUGGUGGAGAAACUGAAGAAGACAGGACUCCAGGCUGCUCCCCGUCCUGCUCUGUGCUAUGCUGGACCUGGAGAUGUGGCGUGUGAUUUCUGCACUGGGACCAGAAAGCAGAAAGCCCUCAUGUCCUGUCUGGUGUGUCUGGCCUCUUACUGUGAGACACACCUCCAACCUCACUAUGAAUUUCCUGCUUUCAAGAAGCACAAGCUGGUCAAAGCCACUGCACAACUACAGGAGAAGAUCUGCUCUCAUCAUGACAAACUGCUGGAGGUUUUCUGUCGUACCGAUCAGCAGUGUAUCUGUUAUCAGUGUGUGAUGGAUGAACAUAAAGGCCAUGAUACAGUGUCAGCUGCAGCAGAGAGGACUGAGAAACAGAGGCAGCUGGGAAUGAGUCAGCAGAAGGUCCAGCAGAGAUUCCAGGAGAGAGAGAAGGAGCUGAAGGAGCUCCAACAGGCUGUGGAGUCUCUCAAGGUGAGUAUUGUUGACCAGAGGAGAGGCAUCAUUUCACUUCUCUCCUCCAGUCAGAGAGAGGGAGAGAGGUAG